This is a messenger RNA of Solanum tuberosum (potato), 5966 nucleotides long. Its product is annotated as protein ROS1-like. Gene Ontology annotation, molecular function: DNA N-glycosylase activity; 4 iron, 4 sulfur cluster binding; DNA demethylase activity. NCBI's taxonomy places the organism in Eukaryota, Viridiplantae, Streptophyta, Magnoliopsida, Solanales, Solanaceae. Gene Ontology annotation, biological process: base-excision repair; chromosomal 5-methylcytosine DNA demethylation pathway. The record is from RefSeq and is a predicted model, not a curated record. The transcript is spliced from 20 exons. Bases 319 to 5757 code for a protein of 1812 amino acids.
CUUGAAUUUGACAAAAAAUUGAAAUUUAUUGUUUUGAUGUAGAAUCUACAUUCUGAUUUUGGUCUUUGGGGAUCUGUGAUAAAAUGAAUCAUUUGAUGUAAAUUCACAAAUUUGAAUGGAAGUGUUGAUAAAUUUGGAUUCUGGAUGAUUUCAUAAAACAGAUUUGGUACAGUAAAAUUAAUAACCUUAUCUAAGUCCUGCAUCUUUAUCUAUGCCGGAAUUGGUUGAGUUUUUCUCAUAAGAAAUUCAUUAUGUCAAACUGAAGAAAAUAAAAAGGGAAAAAAAGAUUGGAUUUUUACCAGUUUGCAGAGCUGCAGAAUGGAAAUAGGCCAAGGCAGUUCAUGGAUCCCAGCAACUCCUGGGAAGCCAAAUUUUACAGAAUCGCCACCAAUUUGCAGUAACGGACAGGAAAACCAGCAAGCUCAAGUUGAUUGGUCAGAUUUGCAAAGAAAACAAGCACUAGAACAUGCUACUGGCAGCACGGCUGAAGCUCAAAAUGCUGCUGCACAUCGCGGUUCAACAAGUUCAGUAGAAGAUCAGUGCUUCAUGACCUCGGAAGCAGCAGUGGGAGAAAAGUCUGAAAUGAGUGAAGGUGGUAUAAAUAUGUACAAUAACUUCCCUAGUGAUAAUGUAGACUUGUGGAGUAGUGUGUCUUUCGGGGAUCUGUUGGCGAUGGCACAUGCUGGUGGCAGUGGCACCACGCCAGCUGACGAAACAGCUUAUAGUGUGAAGAGUUCUUUCCAACCGCUCAUCAAUGCUCAGAAUGCAGAUGAAAGCUCUAUUUUAUCCAGCUUCCCUUUCAACUUGAAUUCACCUUCAAAAAUGACGGGUGCAACCUUGAGCAGCAACAUCCUGUUCCAGUUCGAACCAGUAACACCAGAUAUGAUGAAGAUUAAAGGGCAAGCAUCUAAUGCAUCAAACCUAGAUAUUAAUGUGACAACAGCAGCAAGUGUUAUACAGUCAAAUGAGGAUAUAAUAAAGAGAGCUGAAGCAAAUGAACUCCAACAGAAUAAAGAGCAGUCAGUGCUGAUCUUGGAAGGAAAACUGGAUACUGAACUGAAUAAUACACCAGAGCAAAAACCAAGACGAAGAAAGCACAGGCCCAAAGUGAUUGUAGAAGGCAAGCCUAAAAGGACUCCUAAACCAAGAAUCCAAAAGCAGCCUGAUUCAGAGGAGACAAAGACAGAAAAGAGGAAGUAUGUCCGAAGAAACAAGGUUGGCGAACCUGCAGCCACUUUUGCAGAAGAGGUAAACAAUACAAUUUGUCACGAGGGAAAGCCUCCUAGUUCCGAGAAAACCCCAACAGCAAAAAGGAAGUAUGUCAGAAGAAAUCAAGUGAACAAGAGCACGGAAAAACCUUCUGAAGAAGGAAGCAGUGGAACAACUGGCAGACCCGUAGCCACCUCCGCAGAAGAGGUAAAGAAUACAGCUUUUCACGAGGGAAAGGCUCCUAGUUCCAAAGAAACUCCAACAGCAAAAAGGAAUGUCAGAACAAAUCAAGUUAACAUGAGCAUGGAAAAACUCUCUGAAGAGGGAAGCAGUGGAACAAUUGACCCAACAGAAGUUCCUCAUUCUAGAAAAACCUGCAGGAAAUCGUUGAGUUUUGAAUUGGAAAGCCAAGCAAGUGAUGAGUAUUCAUCAUACAGGCCCUCAACUUUGGAUUUGCAUGCAUAUAAUUACGGGUCAACAGCACAGUCUGCUCAGCUUGGACAAGGUAAAGAAGCCACAAGUGAAGAAACAGAAGUGGGCAUAACUCAUAACAUCACCCGCUCCCUGAACCAGGAGGUGAGAAAUUACUUAUCACAGCGUGGAAUGCAGUACCUUGGUCCUCCAACUCCAGACAAGGUUGGCUGGAAUCAUGACAAAGCCAUGGUUGGGAAUCACAAUGAAAGCACAAGAAGAAAUAGCAGAAUCAUUUUUUCAGAUUUAACUCAUGAUAAACAGGCAAGCAUACUACAAAUGACACCACAGAGCCUGAAUUUUUCCAACUGCAGCAGCAGUUCAUGCUUACCACAUGGGAAAAGCUUGAAAAGACAGCAUUCAUGUAGAACUGAUGAAGCACAAUUCUACAGCAUAAAUGCCAGAGGGGCGUAUUUCAAUUCUAUGCAGGCUUAUCAAGCAAUCCUUCCAGCAAAUAAACCUGAUGUUUAUAGUAAUGUAGGGAUGCAUUUUCCUGCUAUUUACAAGAAAAUGAGAGCAGAAAAGGGCCACAUCUCAACAUCAUCUUACAUCCAACUUUUUACUGGUGAAACUAACUACGUGCCUUCAUCUCAGUGCAAUAUCAGUGGUUCCCCUAGCAACAAUUCUGCCACCAAUAUAGGCAAUUACGGAAUGUGGAAUUCCAAUGUUAUGCCAACAUUUGUGGAAGCAGAGAGGUUAAGGAAGAAGAGAUCAAACGGCGCAACUCAAGUACAUGACAUUGCAUCUCUGCGUGAAAUUUACAAACAAUUUCCAACUUCCACAUCUAAAGAAGCACCAAUAUAUGGAUUUGGAGAAAGAUAUAAAACUUCACAUCUAUCCAGUGCAUGCAUGGGAACUCCAAUUGCAGACACCCAAGCAGCAAUGAAGAAAAAAAGGCAGUCAAAGAAGAGCAUCCUUGUCAGCUCGGCAGCUUCCAACUUAUAUACCCAUCAACAUCUCACAAAAAAUGCAAGAGGUUCUCUGCCAGCUUUAACAUGGAGAGGCAUGUCUCCAAUCGAUGAAAUUGCAGAACACUUGCGGCAUCUUGAUUUAAAUAGAGAAAGCAGCCAAAAUCAAGGUCAACAUGGAAUCACCUACCACACCAAGUUUCAAAAGGAGAGUGCCCUUGUUCUUUAUCAAAGAGAUGGAAGUAUUGUCCCUUUUGGAAGUUCGUUAGUUAGAAAACGAAAACCACGACCAAAAGUUGAUGUUGAUGAUGAGACUGAUAGGGUAUGGAAGCUUUUGCUGCAAGAUAUAAACAGUGAAGGCAUUGAUGGGACAGAUGAAGACAAGGCAAAAUGGUGGGAGGAAGAACGUCGAGUGUUUAAUAGUAGAGCAGACUCAUUUAUUGCACGCAUGCGUCUUGUCCAAGGAGACAGGCGCUUCUCACCUUGGAAGGGAUCUGUUGUGGACUCUGUAGUUGGGGUAUAUCUUACACAGAAUGUUUCAGAUCACCUUUCUAGUUCUGCAUUCAUGUCACUCGCUGCCCACUUUCCUCUGAAGACAGACAGUAGUCAGAAGCAUGAAGGAAACACAGGUAUUAUAAUUGAAGAACCUGAAGAGUGUGCAACGGACCCCAAUGUUUCUAUCAGAUGGUAUGAAGAUCAACCAAAUCAGUCAACCCAUUGUCAGGAUUCUUCAGGAGUCUAUAAUACAGAUUCAAAUGAAGAAAAAGCAGCUGUCAAUGACUCUGAAUCAAGUGAAUAUAGCACACAAUGCAUAAAGUCAGCAGAAUGUUCUGUAAUUCUGCAAUCAGAUUCUUCUAGAGAAGGCUCAGAUCUGUAUCAUGGAUCAACAGUUACAAGUUUCCAAGAUCGAAAAGAGUUGAAUGAUUUGCCUUCUUCUCCAAGUUCUGUAGUUUCUUCUGAGAAUUCUGCAGUUAUUCAAGCUUCAGAAGGAACUGACUCAAGCAACUUUUGCAGCUCCACUUCUUUUUUGAAGCUAUUACAGAUGGCAGGAACUUCAGGAGCACGAGGAACCCGGUGCACUGAACAUUUACAAGAAGGUGAAAACGUUCCAUUCCUUGGCAAGGAACUUAUUGCCCCCCAAAAAAGUGUGUUGUCGGCAGAAUCUGCACAUUCAGCACUGUACACAAUGAACCCUCAAAAUAAGUUGGACAUAGAGACAGUGACUGAUGCAGAAGACAAUGUUGAACUACAAUUUCCAACUGAAGAUAGCAAUUGCAAUGUCCAGCAAGUUCCAGAAGCCCCAACCAAUUCAGAAACCAUUGAAAAUGUCACAGAAAGGGCCAGCGUAGUUUUUGAUUCAUGCAAGCCUGAGCAAAGAGGUUUGGAGUCAAACUUGAAAAAUGACAGUAAUCAUGUCCGUAGCAAAGUAGACAAAGUAAAUGACAGUCCUUCUAAAGCAAAAAAUGGACGGCUUGGGAAGGAGAAAGAGAACAUUGAUUGGGACAGCUUACGGUUACAAGCCCAGGCAAAUGGCAAGAAAAGAGAAAAAUCAGCAAACACAAUGGAUUCACUGGACUAUGAAGCAGUGAGGUGUGCAAAUGUCAAUGAGAUAGCCCAUACAAUUAGAGAACGAGGAAUGAACAACAAGCUGGCAGAGAGAAUCCAGGCUUUUCUUAACCGGAUUGUUAGUGAUCAUGGAAGCAUUGAUCUUGAAUGGCUGAGAGAUGUUCCACCAGACAAAGCAAAAGAGUAUCUACUGAGCAUAAGGGGCUUGGGUCUAAAGAGCGUGGAGUGUGUGAGACUUUUAACACUUCACCACCUUGCUUUCCCUGUUGACGUAAAUGUAGGGCGUAUAGCUGUUAGACUAGGGUGGGUGCCCCUGCAGCCGUUGCCUGAGUCACUACAGUUGCAUCUUCUGGAACUGUACCCAAUACUGGAGUCAAUUCAACAGUACCUAUGGCCACGUCUUUGCAAGCUUGAUCAAAGAACAUUAUAUGAGCUACAUUAUCAUAUGAUCACCUUUGGGAAGGUCUUCUGUACAAAAAGCAAACCCAAUUGCAAUGCAUGUCCAUUGAGAGGAGAAUGCAGACACUUUGCAAGUGCAUUUGCAAGUGCAAGGCUUGCCCUUCCCGCGCCGGAAGAGAAAAGCAUUGUCAGUGCAACAGAACACAAAGCCACUAACAACAAUCCAAGGGAAAAUUUCACGCACCUGCCUCUGCCAUUACCUCCGGGUAAUCAACAACCAGUGGAGAAUCAGAAAUUGAUCAAAUCAGCUCCUAUUAUUGAAGUGCCAGCAACACCAGAGCCCAUUGUUGAAGUUCCUUCCACACCUGAGCAAGAGCAAAUACAAGCACCAGAAAUUGACAUAGAAGACGCUUACUUUGAAGAUCCUAAUGAAAUUCCUAUGAUUGAAUUGAAUAUGGCAGAGUUUACUCAAAAUGUAAAGAAGUAUGUGGAAAACAAUAUGGAGCUUCAUCAGGUAGAAAUGUCGAAUGCCUUAGUAGCCUUGACUUCAGAAGCUGCAUCAAUUCCCACGCCUAAACUUAAGAAUGUUAGCCGGCUCAGAACUGAACAUCAAGUCUAUGAACUUCCAGAUUCUCAUCCUCUUUUGGAAGGGUUGGACAAAAGAGAACCAGAUGAUCCUUCUUCCUAUCUUCUUGCUAUUUGGACACCAGGUGAAACAGCAAAUUCAAUGCAACCUCCAGAAACUCAGUGCAACUCUCAAGAAUCUGGCCAACUAUGUGAAGAUGAGACUUGUUCCUCAUGCAACAGCAUACGUGAAGCACAAUCUCAAACAGUAAGAGGGACUCUUCUGAUACCAUGUCGAACAGCUAUGAGAGGAAGCUUUCCACUCAAUGGUACAUACUUUCAGGUCAAUGAGGUGUUCGCGGACCAUGACUCCAGCCUUAACCCAAUCAAUGUCCCAAGGGAUUGGCUGUGGAAUCUCCCACGGCGGACUGUCUACUUUGGAACCUCAAUACCCACGAUAUUCAAAGGUUUAAACACAGAAAGUAUCCAACACUGCUUUUGGAGAGGGUUUGUUUGUGUGCGAGGAUUUGAUCAUAAGACGCGAGCACCUCGACCGCUAUUGGCAAGGUUCCAUUUUCCAGCCAGCAAGUUAAAUAGGACUAAUGGGAAAACAAAUGAAGACAAAGGAGUAGCCUCCUGAAUAUAGCUACCCAAGUACUCAUGCCAAAGCCAAAACAAUCUAACAACAUUCAGUAUCUAAACCAGUCGGUAAAAAGAAGAUAGGUGUAUCUGGUUAACUUGUAAAUGAGAUAAUAAGUUUUUUUUAGGUAAAAGUUAUGGAGUUUCUUUAGUUAGCAACAAUUUAUUGAAUUAUUCAAUCAGUUUAUUCCUAAUUAGCUUGAAUUCCGC